This is a messenger RNA of Drosophila guanche, 877 nucleotides long. RefSeq lists its product as uncharacterized. Lineage: Eukaryota; Metazoa; Arthropoda; Insecta; Diptera; Drosophilidae. Bases 35 to 592 code for a protein of 185 amino acids. The record is from RefSeq and is a predicted model, not a curated record. The transcript has a single exon.
CUGCGCUUAGUUUUGCCUCGAAGUUUGCCUGAAGAUGAAGUCUCAACUGCUGCUGCUCCUCUCGGGUUUGCUGGCUCUAGGCUGCGUGCAAGGAGCUCGUGUCUACAUGCAGUUCAAUGGCAAAGGUUACGCCUACAACACGGAUGGGGACAGGACGGGCAGGAGUGCGCAGUCCCCCAAGUACGGACAGGCAGCAGGUGCAGGCAAUUCCCUGGAGAUCUUUGGCCCCUACAACACACAACCCACAGCAGACAGCCUGGCCACAGCAUCCCUCAGCAGAGGCUAUCAAAUCGGCUCCAGUCUGAGUCCCAGUCUCAGUGCCACUCCCCGGACGGCAGCCAGCUUUGACUUCAGCACCCACCAAAUGUCCCAUGCCCAGCACACCGAUGAGUCGGGCACUGUGCUGGGGAAGUACUCCUACUACGACGAGGCCGGCUACCAUGAGCUGAGCUACAAGGCUGGCGCCGGCAUUGGCUUCGUUGUCAUGGGUGGCAAUUUGGCCAAGGCCACCAGCUCCCGCGCAGCGAGUGCCUUGAAUCCGUCCGCAAACACUCAACAGUUUCAGCAUAAAUAUGGCGGCACUUAUGCUUAAAUGAACAAAUAAAAGUAGUUUCCUAACUGUGUUCUGUUUUGGGUUUAGUGCAUUAGAGAAGCGCGCGGAUGGGCUGCUAAAUGUCAUGUCAUCGAACGUGAUUUAAGGGGCGCUACUCAGAAUGGUCUUAAAGGGUAGCUAAAGCCAGCUGUUGCUUACUGCAACUAAUUGCAGAGCUGUGGAGUAGUUAGAGGAGAGAUAUUCGCCUUUAUAGGUCAGAGAUUUACACACAGAAUUACCCAAAAAAGUGGCAAGGAACUGGGCAUCAAAAUGUAAUUCAUAUAG